Messenger RNA from Letharia lupina, 867 nucleotides. RefSeq lists its product as uncharacterized. Bases 1 to 867 code for a protein of 288 amino acids. The record is from RefSeq and is a predicted model, not a curated record. The transcript is spliced from 3 exons. Lineage: Eukaryota; Fungi; Ascomycota; Lecanoromycetes; Lecanorales; Parmeliaceae.
AUGGCGAGACUCGGAGCUGCUUUCGGAGCCGAGGCCGAAAUGUUGCUGGCUCCAAAGCCAAAAUUCUCGAUGGUCAAGGGCUUUAGUCAGCUGAUCAAAGCAGAUUACCGAAUAAGAGAACAUACAUUCGGAUGUCUUGAACGUCUGACCGAGGAGCAAACGACGGACGACGCCCAAGAUCAUGCUCGAUUUGAGCGUGCGUUCUGCCACAGCCUUGGCUUUGGUACGGCGAAAUGUGUGACUAAAGUCCGUGCUCUCCUGGGACAUAGUGACCCAAGAAUAGGAUAUCUUGAAGAUGCAGUAGCCAAUCUUCGCAAGAACGGGUAUCACUCCUUUACGAACGCCGCGGUGGAGGCUUUGACAAGUACCGGGCAUCUCGGAAAUCCCAAUUUGCCCCAUGAGUACUGGCGGUCCGACUCCUUGAUAAACGUCGUCAACCUGUCACAUAGGGAAUAUCGUACCAUGCCGGAGACAUUCGGCCCUGUCCACUUCGCUACUUCUUGGUUGGGCAGUGUCCCGAUGCACCUUAUGAUUGAGCAAAGCGACUAUCAAUCAUGUGAAAAUUUCGCUUUUAGAAUCCUGGAAGUAUCACCAUCAAGAGCGACACGGGAAGGACACUGGACUGAAGCAGAGCUGGAACUCAAGUCUUUUACACGGAGUCUUAGAGCACUGCAAUGGGAUGCAAUUGAUCAGGACGUCGUGAUAAGCAUGAGAAAUCUCGCAGCUGUAUUCGAAGCCCGUGGAUGUGCGGACGAUGUGAAGCAGUUGGAACUGAAGAUCACUAGUGUCGUGGAGGGUAUCUCAGGGCACAGUUAUUCCGCAAAUCCGCUCGAUCUCGAAUGGCUACAUUCACUUACAUUAUAUUAG